Messenger RNA from Saccostrea cuccullata (small rock oyster), 2081 nucleotides. Its product is annotated as fumarate hydratase class I, aerobic-like. The record is from RefSeq and is a predicted model, not a curated record. Gene Ontology annotation, biological process: generation of precursor metabolites and energy. NCBI's taxonomy places the organism in Eukaryota, Metazoa, Mollusca, Bivalvia, Ostreida, Ostreidae. Gene Ontology annotation, molecular function: fumarate hydratase activity. The coding region runs from base 122 to 1834 and encodes 570 amino acids. The transcript is spliced from 13 exons.
AUGUUUAUUUGCGUCUUUUAAACGCUUGAAACAGCGCAUUUUUAGCCAUAAAAAGAAGCGUUUUACAGACCUAUGAAUAGUUCAAGGACAGCAGACGAAUGAGUUUUGGUCUACACAAGAUAUGACCAUGAACAGCAAUGGUAGAUUGCUAUCUGUCCUUCAGACCGCGUGUCGCUGUUCAUUGCGACACAAAGCAACAACUGCUGCAGCCGUCAAGCCAUUCUUCUACCAAGACAUUCUGCAGUUUGAAAGCCCCCAUGAUACCCCAUUUAAGAAAUUAACAGGUGAUUAUGUGUCUACAUUUGAGGUGAAGGGGAAGAAAUGUCUGAAUGUUGAACCAGAGGCUCUAACAAUGAUCUCAGAACAGGCAAUGAUUGAUGUGGCCCACUUACUAAGACCAGCUCAUCUGCAGCAACUCUCUAAUAUACUGAAGGAUCCAGAGGCAUCAGAAAAUGACCGUUAUGUUGCUCUUGAAUUUCUAAAAAAUGCUAAUGUUGCAGCAGGAAUGGUGCUUCCUGGCUGUCAGGAUACAGGCACAGCUAUUAUAAUGGGUAAAAAAGGUCAGUAUGUUUGGACAGAUGGAAAUGAUGCCGAGGCUUUAUCCAAAGGUGUAUACAAUACCUACACCAAGAAAAAUCUAAGAUAUUCACAGGUAGCACCACUGGAUAUGUAUAAAGAAGCCAACACAGGUACCAAUCUGCCGGCUCAGAUAGAAAUUUAUUCCACUAACAGUAAUCAGUAUGACUUCCUGUUCAUCGCCAAAGGAGGCGGGUCGGCCAAUAAAACCUUCUUAUAUCAGCAAACUAAAGCCCUCCUUAACCCUGAAAAACUGAUGAGUUUUGUCAAUGAGAAAAUAAAGACGUUAGGUACAGCUGCUUGCCCUCCUUACCAUUUGGCCAUUGUAAUAGGUGGAACUUCAGCUGAAUUCAACUUGAAAACUGUGAAACUAGCAUCCACCAAAUACCUCGACAGCAUCUUUAAGUCAGGAAAUGAACAUGGAAGAGGUUUCCGUGACUUGGACAUGGAGAAGAAGAUCCAUGAAUUGACACAGAGGAUAGGAAUUGGGGCUCAAUUUGGGGGUAAAUAUUUCUGUCAUGAUGUGAGGGUGGUGCGACUGCCCCGUCACGGAGCCUCCUGUCCAGUAGGGAUAGGCGUGUCCUGUUCAGCUGACAGACAGGUUUUAGGAAAAAUAACAGAAGAUGGGGUCUUCCUUGAGCAGCUUGAGACUAACCCUUCAAAGUACAUGCCAGAGGUUCAGGAGAAAGAUCUCACUACAGAGGUGGUUCAGGUUAAUUUAAAUGAUGGGAUGGAUAAGAUACUGAAAUCAUUAGACAAGUAUCCGGUGAAGACAAGACUAAGUUUGUCUGGUACCCUGAUAGUAGCCCGAGAUAUCGCCCAUGCUAAGCUUCAGGAGAGACUGAGAACAGAGAGAUCUCUCCCACAGUACUUCAAGGACCAUCCGGUGUACUAUGCAGGACCGGCCAAGACACCAGAGGGCCUUCCCUCUGGUUCUUUUGGCCCUACAACCGCAGGGAGGAUGGACUCUUAUGUAGAUGAAUUCCAGAAAGCAGGAGGAAGUAUGGUUAUGUUGGCUAAGGGCAAUAGAAGUAAACAGGUAACCAAGGCCUGUAAGGAUAAUGGUGGCUUUUACCUGGGCUCCAUUGGAGGACCAGCUGCUAUAUUGGCACAAAACUGUAUCAAGAAAGUGGAACAGCUAGAGUACCCAGAAUUAGGUAUGGAGGCUGUGUGGCGAGUAGAAGUGGAGAACUUCCCAGCUUUCAUUGUAGUAGACAAUAAAGGCAAUGAUUUCUUCAAGGAGUGGUCUGUGGAGUAGUUGUUGUAGAUAAUAAAGACAACAUUUUCUUCAAGGAGUGGUCAAUGAAGUAAUUAUGAGAAGAGAAAUGCUACAGUUGAUCUGCCAGACUGGAAAAGUUAUAUAUAUUUAUUUAACACUCCCAAAAUUCUCAUAGGCUACUGUGUAACCUGCUUUGAUAGGGAAGAAAAUCAUGUAUUAAUAAUCGUAAAUUAUCCACAUACAAAUUGUUUGUGAUUUAAUUUUAAUAAAAUUGUUAUUUAUUGAU